AUGGAGAAUACUGCGGAGAAACCAAGCGGCAAUAAGGCCACCAUCGUCAAGAACACGGCUCAGCUCUCCAAGAUCCCACGUCAUAUCAGUUAUCCACUUAAGGAGGAGCAAGAGGAGGAACUACAACAGGCAAAUGCGGAGAACACUGCGGAGAAACCAAGCGGCAACAAGGCCACCAUCGUCAAGAACACGGCUCAGCUCUCCAAGAUCCCACGUCAAAUCAUCACUCAGCAAGCGGAGAACACCACUGCAACUUGGCCUGUCAUCCCCACUGCAUUAAUAUGGUACAUCACUGCAAUAACGUUACAAGAGGAGGAUCUACUGCGACGAUCACAGUCAAUUGGGCCUCUGUAG
Messenger RNA from Letharia columbiana, 354 nucleotides. RefSeq lists its product as uncharacterized. The transcript has 2 exons. Bases 1 to 354 code for a protein of 117 amino acids. The record is from RefSeq and is a predicted model, not a curated record. NCBI's taxonomy places the organism in Eukaryota, Fungi, Ascomycota, Lecanoromycetes, Lecanorales, Parmeliaceae.